This is a messenger RNA of Myodes glareolus (Bank vole), 3594 nucleotides long. RefSeq names its product potassium inwardly rectifying channel subfamily J member 9 (gene Kcnj9). Gene Ontology annotation, molecular function: G-protein activated inward rectifier potassium channel activity. Gene Ontology annotation, biological process: regulation of monoatomic ion transmembrane transport; potassium ion import across plasma membrane. Gene Ontology annotation, cellular component: plasma membrane. The record is from RefSeq and is a predicted model, not a curated record. NCBI's taxonomy places the organism in Eukaryota, Metazoa, Chordata, Mammalia, Rodentia, Cricetidae.
AGUGGGGAUGACACAGAUACCAAGUCCUAGUCUGAGCGGCCGCUACAUUUAGGAGUCUGCGGUUCCCACUCUCAGAGGGGACCUAUGGUGGGGGGGACAUGGUGUCAGGGACGUGGGCACCAACCCCCCAGGGUCUCUGCUGCCGGCUUCUCUCCUCUCCAGGCUCUGGGACCCUAAGAGCCUAGGGAAGAACUCUGGGCAUCCAUCUCUCAGGGAAGAUUGCAACUCAGAGUGCAUCUCAGGGGGAAGAAUUUGAAACAAAAUCAGUUGAUCUCACAUGGCCUCCAGCCUCCUAAUGCCAACCCUUUUCUGCAUGUCUCCUUUGGGAAAGAGCCCAGGCGAUAUCGGAGCAUCAGUGACCACGGUUAAGCAGUCAGAAUUGCCAAUGGGAAUUUCCUAAUUUGGGGAACAUUCAACCUUUGCACACUGGAGACUUUUUGUGCACAGCUGGCAUUUCUUUCUCCUUGUCCCCGCAGGAUUCCGGCUGCAAGCGCCAUGGCGCAGGAGAACGCCGCCUUUUCCCCGGUGUCGGAGGAGCCACCCAGGCGCCGUGGCCGCCAGCGCUACGUGGAGAAGGACGGGCGCUGCAACGUGCAGCAGGGCAAUGUACGAGAGACCUACCGCUACCUGACCGACCUGUUCACCACGCUGGUGGACCUGCAGUGGCGCCUCAGCCUGCUCUUCUUCGUGCUCGCCUACGCACUCACUUGGCUCUUCUUCGGCGCCAUCUGGUGGCUCAUCGCCUACGGCCGCGGCGACCUGGAGCACCUGGAGGACACCGCGUGGACCCCGUGCGUCAAUAACCUCAACGGCUUCGUGGCUGCCUUCCUCUUCUCCAUCGAGACCGAGACCACCAUCGGCUACGGGCACCGCGUCAUCACUGACCAGUGCCCCGAGGGCAUUGUGCUGCUGCUGCUGCAGGCCAUCCUGGGCUCUAUGGUGAACGCCUUCAUGGUGGGGUGCAUGUUCGUCAAGAUCUCGCAGCCCAACAAGCGGGCCGCCACGCUAGUCUUCUCCUCUCACGCUGUGGUAUCGCUGCGCGACGGGCGCCUCUGCCUCAUGUUCCGCGUGGGCGACCUGCGAUCCUCGCACAUCGUGGAGGCCUCCAUCCGCGCCAAACUCAUCCGCUCGCGCCAGACGCUCGAGGGCGAGUUCAUCCCUCUGCACCAGACCGACCUCAGCGUGGGCUUCGACACCGGGGACGACCGCCUCUUCCUCGUUUCACCUCUUGUCAUCAGUCACGAGAUCGAUGCCGCCAGCCCCUUCUGGGAGGCGUCGCGCCGCGCCCUCGAGAGGGACGACUUCGAGAUCGUGGUCAUUCUCGAGGGCAUGGUGGAGGCCACGGGAAUGACAUGCCAAGCUCGAAGCUCCUACCUAGUAGAUGAAGUGCUGUGGGGCCACCGAUUCACAUCUGUGCUCACCCUGGAGGACGGCUUCUAUGAGGUGGACUAUGCCAGCUUCCAUGAGACCUUUGAGGUGCCCACACCCUCGUGUAGUGCCCGAGAGUUGGCAGAAGCUGCAGCCCGCCUCGAUGCCCAUCUCUAUUGGUCCAUCCCCAGCAGGCUGGAUGAGAAGGUGGAGGAAGAGGGGGCUGGGGAGGGGGCAGGCGGGGGAGACGGAGCGGACAAGGAGCAGAAUGGCUGCCUACCACCCCCGGAGAGUGAGUCCAAGGUGUGACUGGUUUUCUCCAAACCCCUGUGGCAGACCAGGGGGCUAGACACAGGUACAUGGAAGCUGCGGAGUGGAGAGGGAAGAAGAGGAGGCAGGCAGUGUCCCAAGGAAUGGCUAACGUUGGGAGAGGCCCACUGAGUCCAGGAUCCAGUGGGGAAGGAAGAAGUCCUGGUUUGAAGAGAGGAGAGGGUGGGGAUGAAAGAACACAUCGGUCUGUCUGUCUGACCUUCACAUCUGUUCGUGGGCGGAUGGAUGGACAGAAGGUCGGGCAGACAGAGACAGCCAAUGGAUAGCUUGGGUGACCUAUGGAUCAACAGUUGGUGACCCCAGGGCUGCCUUAACCUGCAGCACACCUUAGUGCAAAACCUACCAGUACCCUUUUCUUCCAGACAGAGGCAACCUCAAACCAGGGGACAUGGCUAAACCAAGGGACAUGGCUUAGGGAGUAGAGUGUCAGACCAAUUGCUGUCCCCACUCACCUCCUCAGCUGGCCUCCCUAUGUGUGACACACCUAGACACAGUGGCCACCAUUGAGCCAGAGAAAAGUAUGUGGAGGAGGGUAUAGAUGUGACCUAUCCAGCUUCACUAUCCCACUGUGAUAGGCUCAGAAAGGUGUCCACAGCCUUAAACCCUCAGGGGGUAGGCAAACAAGCAAUGGGGGUAGAUGCUGAGCAGCAGCCCUGGAAGAGGACCAGGAGAGACUGAGGACAGCGGUGGGUUUUUGAGGCAGCCGAGUGAAACCUUGCAGGUAGGUACUGCUUUAGAAACAAGAAAGCAGAGAGACUCUGAGGUGGAAGAAAGACCAAGGGAGACUUAAUAAGUGGUUUUAUGAGGGAAGCCUGAUCCCUGGGGAAAGUAGUUUAUCCUUGAGGCACAGCGACAGGGGAUCAUUCGAAAUAGGGAUUAGUAGGUAUCAGGUGUGACAUUCAAAGACCUGGUCCUAACACCAGAACACAGUACAGGUGGAGGUCAGAAAUACCCCACAGCAUCUGAAGGAAGUGUGGCUCACCCUAGGAGCCCACACAAGCUCUCAGAGUCAGAAGUGAGAGGGCAUUAGCAACCCAGAAGCUAAGGAUUGAGCAAGGGGGAGGAGCCCAGCAGUUACGGAGCUUUGCGUCACUCUCCUGGAAGACUUGUUAAAACAGAUUGCUGGGUCCCACUCCCAACAUUCUGACUCAGUAGGUCCGGGAUGGAAACCAAAAACUCUGCACAUCUAACUAGUUCCCAGAUCUAACAGGUUUCCCAGAUUGUGCUGACACUGUUAGUCCCGGCACUGCACUUGGAUGAGGAAACCAAGCGGAGGAGGAGCUGCAGGAGCUGAGAUGGCGAGGACCCUUAAGAACAGUAGAAAGAAGGGACAGGUCAGGGAGAGGGACCCAGGUCCAGGCUGAAGAGCUUAACUUUGGGUCCAAGAACUGAAGCGUCAGUGGUAACUUGUCAGUGACACGGAGGUGGCGUCUGGGAAGAGGAGCGGGCGACAGAGACAGGUGGGAACAGAAAGAAGGCCUUUGGGGACUUCUGGGGAGGCAGGGGGGAGCCGAAGCUGAAUGGGCCUCACCACAAAGGACCGACUGACUCUCUAACAGGACAAGGCAAGACGGACUAGGGUAGAAGACUGAGUUUAUACUUCUGGGUAUCUGCUGCCUGCCACCUGUCCUGCCAGGGCAGGGAACCCUGGAGAGACAUCCUCCCAUCCCACCUCCACUGCAUCCUGCCCUUGUCCCCAGUCAUCUCGGGCUGGUCAGGGGAGAACAAAGGCAAGUUGAGGAGCAGAAGACCCAUCAAGGGACUGGAGGCUGGCCCCCUGGGGCUCAGUGUAGCCCAGGUGGACACAGCCUCUGAUGGGGCCGGUUCAAACCUUGGCCCUGGCUGCACCCACUCCUGCCCUUGAAUAAAGGUCUGCUGUUCCGUGCCAGGCUAAGA